Messenger RNA from Apaloderma vittatum (bar-tailed trogon), 752 nucleotides. It is a transcript of the gene RPS24, whose product is annotated as ribosomal protein S24. Gene Ontology annotation, cellular component: ribosome. Lineage: Eukaryota; Metazoa; Chordata; Aves; Trogoniformes; Trogonidae. The record is from RefSeq and is a predicted model, not a curated record. The coding region runs from base 30 to 416 and encodes 128 amino acids. Gene Ontology annotation, biological process: translation. Gene Ontology annotation, molecular function: structural constituent of ribosome. The transcript is spliced from 4 exons.
ACACAGUGACCAUCAGAACCAGGAAGUUCAUGACAAACAGACUUCUUCAGCGCAAGCAGAUGGUGAUUGAUGUUCUUCACCCUGGGAAGGCUACAGUCCCUAAAACAGAAAUCAGGGAAAAGUUGGCAAAAAUGUACAAGACAACCCCUGAUGUGAUUUUCGUCUUUGGCUUCAGAACUCACUUUGGUGGUGGCAAGACAACAGGUUUUGGCAUGAUCUAUGAUUCCCUGGACUAUGCAAAGAAAAAUGAACCAAAGCACAGGCUUGCCAGGCAUGGCUUGUAUGAAAAGAAGAAGACUUCUAGGAAGCAGCGGAAAGAGCGCAAGAACAGAAUGAAGAAAGUCAGGGGCACAGCCAAGGCAAAUGUUGGUGCUGGCAAGAAGAAGGUAAUCUGUGUGGUGUCGUAUAGCUUGUGAUCAGCUCAGUAGCUUAGUUUUGCUCCUCACUGCUGUAAGCUUAGCUGAUACAAUGAAACAACGCUUCUGAAAUGAUUGUUUCCUAUGUGUCACUGGAACUAAAGCUAAGCUUUUGUAAAUCUAACAGUAUUGCUUUAAUUGCAUAAUUCAGUCUUGCAACAUGCGAAUUACGUAGUCUUAACACUUGUUGUGCAGGCUACCUAAAUAUCUAAUGCUUACUUCACUGAUUUGCUGUUAUUUAUGGUGUUACUUAUAGAGAAGAUCUUGUUAAGGAUGUGUGGUGGUGGAGGCAGUGAGGACAGCGUGUAAAUCGGAAUUAGGUUGAAUGCCUGGUUU